Molecule: messenger RNA, 1059 nt
Organism: Rhizoctonia solani
Lineage: Eukaryota; Fungi; Basidiomycota; Agaricomycetes; Cantharellales; Ceratobasidiaceae
Product: cytochrome P450 family protein
Exons: 13
Coding region: 1-1059 (352 amino acids)
Molecular function (GO): monooxygenase activity; heme binding; iron ion binding
Source: RefSeq, a predicted model, not a curated record
AUGCCUCUUGUUGGCUUAUAUCUUCCUGCGCCAUGGCUGGUGUUUGGCGGACUUGUUGUCCUUGCCAUUAAUUGGUUGCGUUGCCCAACGGUUUUGGCUAAACUUCCCAGUCCCCCAGGUGGGAAUUGGCUUUUUGGUCAUUUCAAGAGUCUUGUGGGAGCCCACGGUUUUGAGUUUCAAAGAGGAGUGUUCACCACUCAUGGCCCCACGUCUGUGCUCAAAGGAUUCUUGGGAUCCCAAAUUAUAUUCACAAUCAACCCAGCCAUUAUUCACACCGUUCAGAUCAAGGAAAAGGACAAAUUCCACUGUGCUAAAGGUCCUACCAUUAUGGUUUGCUCCAUCCUUGGAGGGGGAUUACUAGGGCUCCCUUCUCACAAGCACCGGGUUCAGUGCAAGAUGCCUAUCUUUAUGGGAAUCGCCAAGGAGGCCACCGGUUCAAUCAACAAGGAGCUUUCAUUGUCUCAGGGAUCUAAGGAAGUCAAUGUUUUCCCAUGGGCAACUGCCGCUGCCUUAGAUCUAGUUGGCAAAGCUGGACUUGGAUAUGCAUUUAACUUGUUUGCUGGAGAUCAAAACAAAUACAGCACUGCAAUCAAGAGUGUCACGAAUGAUUUGGCUUCUACGGCAGGAAGGGGAAGAGAUAUUAUGACUCUCCUAAUGAAAGCAAAUGAGUCCAAAGGAACCAACUCGUAUAUUGACCACAAGUCAAUGGUUGGUCACAUGAACGUUUUCAUUUUUGCAGGUCAUGAAACCACAAGAUGCAAAGAGGAUACUGUGCUUCCUCUGGACUAUCCACUUGAUACCCCCUCUGGAAAAAUCACCAGUAUACCUGUUAGAAAGGGCGCUUGUGUCUUCCUAAGUAACACGUUUUUCAACCAAAACAAGUUGAUCUGGGGCAAACAAGCUGAGGAGUUCUUGCCUGAGCGGUGGAUAGGAAAAAAGAUUGAUGAGGUCACUCAAACGGGAUCCUGCUUGCCCGGAGUCUAUUCUUCAAUGAUGACAUUUGGAUUGGGUUCCUAUGCUUGCAUCGGAUUCAAAUUUGCGGUUAUGGAAAUUAGUUGA